UAUAAAAAGGGGUGAUGUUGACGGGUUGAACUCGUCUUCUCCCUCUUCCUCUUUUCUUCUUUUCAACCUACUUCCAACUCCUCAAGAAACUCUUCUCGAUCUCAAGAUCAUCGUUAUCAUCCCGUCUGCUCAGACUCUCGUCAAGACCCUUCAAGCUUGGCCAUACAUAUCUUAGUGCCAACCACCACCCACAACCACCCACCCAUCCACCCACACACACACACACAAGGCAUAGUAGCCAAAGGGACCUUCUACUCUUUGGUGUCUCACGCUCCUAUCUAUCUCCGUCACGUACUUCAGUCGCUUGCCAGUAUUAUCGUCCUCCUCGAGUAACUUCUCCCUUCCCACCGCUACCACUACCACCGCCAAACCAAAUCACCAUGGCAUCCUACAGCACUCAGUACUACGGGGGCGCGUCGUCGGCGAUGCCAAUCCCGUCGGUGACGGCGGCGGCCACCAAGGAGGAGCAGUACCGGCAGUACUACUCGGGUGGCGGCAGCGGCAGCACCUACUCGGAGUCGCCGCCGGACGACCAGCGCGAGCGCGACGCGUCGGUGACGUCGGGCGUGCCGUCGUACGGCAACGGCAGCAGCAACGUCGCCAGCUACGCGACGAGCUACGCGAGCGGCGACUACGGCGACGGCAGCCAGGGCGGCGCCUCUGCUAGCGGCGUCGACUUCAACGACUUCAUGCAGGCUCGCUUCGACGAGACCUUCGACCCCAUCCCGCUCGACCGCAGCCUCGCGCGGCAGGCCCAGACUUCCGGCAAGCUCAACGCCAAGCACCGCGAGCUGCUCGAGAUGCAAGCGGCGGCGCAGGCGCGGCUCGCGCGGUCGCGCGCCCGCUUCCAGAAGGGCCUCAACGACGCCCGCGAGGUGCACGCCGACCUGGAGUGGACGGCGAAGAAAGUCUCGGCGCUGAAGACCAAGGCGGAGAAGAAGCACGCCAAAGAGUACGAGAGGGCGCGCGAGCGGUAUCCCUCGCCCGAGUACUAAGGAGAGAGGGAGAGAGCGCGCACGCGGAUGUCGGCUCCGCCUUAUUAUUAUUACCACCACCGCCGCCACCACUACUACUAAUUCUACCAAAACGACGCACUUCUCCCGCAAACUGCAACUUUUUGAGCCGCAUCGCCCGCGAGGAGCAGGGCGGAAACGGGCGCAGACAGAACGAUACACACGAUAGGAGUUUCAAAAUUCUCACCACAUCGAGAGAGAAAAAAAAAGGCCAAGGUUUCCUCCCCCUUAUCCUCCCCCCUUUUCGCCAAUACCCUCUGUUAUCUCGAUCGCAUUCUACGCAUGUCGUUUGUUUUAGCUUCUUUUUUCUUAG
Messenger RNA from Durotheca rogersii, 1326 nucleotides. RefSeq lists its product as uncharacterized. Lineage: Eukaryota; Fungi; Ascomycota; Sordariomycetes; Xylariales; Xylariaceae. Gene Ontology annotation, biological process: regulation of protein localization; endosome organization. Bases 381 to 995 code for a protein of 204 amino acids. The record is from RefSeq and is a predicted model, not a curated record. Gene Ontology annotation, cellular component: endosome; BLOC-1 complex. The transcript is spliced from 3 exons.